Messenger RNA from Kockovaella imperatae, 2739 nucleotides. RefSeq lists its product as hypothetical. Gene Ontology annotation, molecular function: metalloendopeptidase activity. Gene Ontology annotation, cellular component: plasma membrane. The transcript has 12 exons. The coding region runs from base 1 to 2739 and encodes 912 amino acids. Gene Ontology annotation, biological process: protein processing. The record is from RefSeq and is a predicted model, not a curated record. Lineage: Eukaryota; Fungi; Basidiomycota; Tremellomycetes; Tremellales; Cuniculitremaceae.
AUGCCCAAUCCAAGGGCCUCGACCGAUGAGGAGACCGCUCCUCUCCUCGAUGAUGACCGAAGACGAAACGACUCUUUCUUCUCAGCCCUAUUGCAUCCCGCAAGGCCCUUGACGAACCUCGAGAAGAUUCUUGCUGCGGGAUCUGUUCUCCUGCUGAUCCUGACGGCAACCUUUGUCGGUCUCUUUGCCGGUGCCGAAUCUGCUCUCAAGAACCGUCCGGGCAGUGGCGGCCCUGGAGAGGUUGUCACCAUCACGACGACGGCUCAUAUCACGGCAACUAGCGGACAUGCUCCCAGUCCAACCGGGACGCCCUCCACCGGUGUCUGCCUGUCAGCCGAAUGCAUCAUGCUCUCAUCUACCAUUCUGCAAUCAUUGAACACGAGCGCGGACCCUUGCGAGAACUUUGUUGAAUUUGCCACUGGUGGAUGGAAAGCCUCCCACACGCUUCCUGAUGAUAAGGCUCUCAUCGGCACCUUCAUGGAAGUGGACGAGAACAAUAAGGCAAAGAUCAUCAGCGCUAUCCCGAGCAAGCUCCAAGACUCUGCCGAUGUGCAUCAGCAGAACCUCCACAAGUUGAAAUCAGCUUACGAGAGCUGCAUGGAUCUGGACAAACUAAGCGAAGUCGGCAUCGGCCCCUUAAUCAGUCUUACGGACAAGAUUUUAGAUAUGAGUGGACCCUUUGACACAUCUUCCAGUGAUGACGCCGAACUCUUCAACCCUGCGGAAGAAUGGCGCGGGGAGUGGCGUGAGGACUAUGUGGUCCCCGAUCAUCUGCUUGAAAGACUGGAGAGACAUGAGCUGGCCAAGCAUCUUGGCACUGCUCGUAUUCUUCACCAUGACCAUCCCGCCGAGUUGCCAUCUGAGGACAGUAAGAUCCCGGUCGACGCAGAGCGUCGAGCAAAGAUCACCAAAACGCUCGCUUGGCUCAACUCAAGGGGGGCUUCUGGGUUGGUAGAGUUCCAGAUCGAAGGCGACUCCGGUGGGGAUGACCCACAAAUGCAAAGUCUGGGUCUUUACCAAGCUUCUGGAGGUCUGCCGACAAAGGAGUACUAUGAGGAAAAGGCCAUCAUGGAUCUCUAUCACACUGUUGUCAAGGACAUCUUGAUCGACGUUGCCUCUCACACCCACCAAUCGUCGAAACGCGAUCUAACCGAGCAUCUUAUUGAAGCAAUCGCGCUCAAAGGCGAAGAGGGAUGGCCUUGGCCUUGGCCAGGGAAGGGCGACGAGCCCGAUGAUGGUGGUCGACCUGGACGGGGAGGGUCGCCGCCUUCUUCCGAGCCAUUGGAAGAGCGAAUGGACCGGUUGGCGGCGAAGGUUGUCUCCUUCGAACGCGAGCUCAUGCGAGCUGGAGCCGACGUCGAGAAACUUUACAACCCGAAAUACGCAUACAACCCUUACUCCACUGAGAAAGUGGGCAAAGCUCUGCCCUUCUUGGAUAUCCCCGCGUACCUGUCUACCUUUGCUAUCCGCUCCUUCCCUGUCAAUAUCACUGUGACCUAUCCUCCUUAUCUCGAAUCAGUGACCCGUUUGGUGGAUGACGUGUCUGACGAUGUGCUAUCGGGAUACUUUGUCCUCCGUCUCGCACUCGAAUAUGCCCCGGCUUUGGGCUAUGACACGGGCGUCUGGACAGCCACAAGGCGGCUGAAAGAGGCCUUAUCGGGCUUGAAGAAGGGAACCAAGGAGAUCCGACAAGAAUUCUGCUUGCGACAGGUUGAUAGUAUUGUCGGAUAUAUUGCAGGCGCAGAGUAUGUCGCCAAAGCCUUUGGACCUGACGCGAGGGAGGAUGCUCAAAACAUCAUCGAUUCGAUCAUUCAGACCUUCCAUGAUCACAUCCCAGAUGUGCCGUGGAUGGAUAAAGAGUCUGCCAAGGCAGCUCAGCUCAAGGCUAAGUCGAUCCAACCUCGAAUCGGGUACGCAACGACGCCGGAUGUUGUGAACCCACAGAGUCUUGCCAACUGGUAUCGACAACUCAACGUGCAGGAUGAGGACUUUUUCGGCACCUAUCUAUCUGCCCAAUUACUCCAGCAAUCCAGGACAUGGCAGACCUUAGGCAGACGAAGAGAUAACGGUACAUGGAUCAUGUCGCCCCAGACGGUCAACGCAUACUACUCUCCCCCGGACAGCGAGAUCACCUUUCCCGCAGGUAUUCUCCAGCCCCCUUUCUACUCAAAGACUUUCCCACCUCACAUGAAAUACGGCGCCUUUGGAGCCGUCGCUGCGCACGAGUUGGGACACGCAUUCGAUAACACUGGCGCCCAGUAUGAUGAGCGAGGUCGAUUGAGGGAUUGGUGGACCAAAGAGACGGUCGACGCUUUCAAUGAAAGGGCUCAAUGUCUGGCAAGACAGUACAGCAAAUACUAUAUCCUCGAUGCUGAGGGCAAUAAGGUCUACGUCAAUGGAAACCUCACAAAUGGCGAGAAUAUUGGAGACGCUGGUCUCUCACAAGCCUUUGCUGCUUGGAAGAAGAGCGUCGCAACAAAGUCUGAAGACACUCAAAAACUCCCAGGACUAGACUUCACGGACGAACAACUCUUCUUCAUUGCAUUUGGACGAGUUUGGGCCGACGUCAUUCGGCCUGCCACUGCUGUCCAGCGUGUUAGGUCGGAUCCCCACUCGCCCAAUAUCUGGCGAGCCCUGGGUACCUUGCGAAACUCUGCAGAAUUCCAUAAAGCUUUCGGUUGCAAGAGUGGAUCGUUUAUGAACCCUCCGAAAGACGAGCAGUGUCAGUUGUGGUCGUAA